GCUCGGGGUGCAGCCCAAUUGAAGUGGCUUGGGGCUCUCCUGGACCCGGCCUAUGAAGGAUGGAUCGGAGGGGUUUUUGGAAUGGUACAGAGGUGAGGGCGAGAGUAGAGACAGAGUGGAGGAAGAAUUGGUUGGAGGGGUUUGGGAGAGAGUGGAUUUGGGGUGGUUUUCUUGACAUUGAUAAAAUGGGGUUUCCGUAUUUCUCUCUGGUUGUCGGGGCCUGUGUCUGCGUCAAUGGAUAUCCGAGUUUCACUGAGGAGACCGAGUCGUCUUCUUUUCCACACUUUUUUUCUCCUUCACUUGGAGGGCUGGUUCGAAAACCCACCAAGCAACACUACCGCCGCUGCCUUUCUCUAUGGUUCGCCAUUGAUGAAUUUAUAUGUUGUGGGAGAACAAGACAAUUCAAGAAGGUUGGUACUUGGUACUGCCAAGGAAUGUUUAUACACACCAGGAAUGAGCAGAAAGCCAAGAGCAUGUAUUGAAGAUACUUGGUCAUUCAAGAAUUAUACAGACACCUUAUGAAUCCCUUCAUGGGUCAAUAAUACCCAUAUUUUGGUGCAUCACUUGAGCAGGGAAUUCACAUCUUCCUUUUUUGUCUCCUUGUGCUCCAGCUCAAGAGACACUGACAGGAUUUUUCAAGGCUGAAUAAUGAGUUUCAAUUCUAAUAUUUGGGAGGAAAGGCUUUGUCAGUGGAAGCUGGCAAGGGAGAGACUGCUACGAAGAACUGGAAGCCAAGAAGAGAUACCUGAUCCAUCUGACCUUGGUUCGGUAGAUGAGAUGGAACUUCGACAGCCAGAAAUGUAUGCAAAUUAUUGCCACUCAGAAUAUGUGUUCAGUAUAAGGUUUAGGAUGUUGUUGAAUAUUACAUGGCAAUGGUAAUUCUAUAUUUUCUUCCAUAGCCUUCAGAUGAGUCUGAUCAGCAUAGUAAAAUCUACUUUGUUGCAUAUAUCCUAUCACAUCUUGUGUUUAGCCCUUUUCCUUUCUGUCCUUGUUAUUUACCUAUUUAUAUUCAUUCCCACCAAUGAAGUUAUGUCUUGUGUUGGGGCCUUUUUAGGAUAUCAUCAAUAAUGCGAUACUGAACCUUAUCACUAUCACAAUUAUUAUAAUGAAUAUUUGGGUUUUGAUGGAAAAAAACAACAACAAUAUUUUUGGUGCCAAUUUGAAUACAGUAGUUUGAAACCAUCAGGUUGGGGGAAGGAGGAUUAUGAAGAAAAAGAUGAAGUGCACAAUAGAAUGUUGAAAUUUUGAUACUUUGCAUUCUGAUAAUGAUGGCAGUUAUCAUGUUUCCUAUCUGUGAUAUACAUUUCAUACAAAUAUACGUAUGUAGGUACAUACAUAAAAUCAUAUAUGUAUGAAUACAUACGUAGGUACACAUGCAGAUAUAAGCUGUUUCUCAAGGGCAAGAAGCUUAUUCUAUUUUUGUGAAGUGUGGGAGUUUUGUUGCUGAAAUCUCUCUGGAUAACGAAAGUCGGCAAUUUCUUUCAAGAAAAGUUCCCAUACCUCCCUCAAUGAUCUACCCCUAUAGGGUCUCAGUGAUCUUCCGGCUUGUUAUUUUAGCUUUUUUCCUCCGAUAUCGAUUGACCCAUCCUGUACAUAAUGCAUAUGGGCUUUGGUUAGCUUCAGUGUUCUGUGAAGUUUGGUUUUCCGUAUCUUGGAUUCUAGAUCAGCUUCCCAAGUGGCAACCAGUAAACAGGCAAACAUUCCCUGAACGCCUUUGCAUGAGGUACAACCAACCUGGAAAACCAAGUGGACUAGCUUCUGUUGAUGUCUUUGUCAGUACUGCUGACCCUCUGAAAGAAUCACCUAUUGUCAUAUCAAACACUAUCCUUUCUAUACUUUCUGUAGACUAUCCAGCUGAAAAAGUUUCAUGCUAUGUUUCUGAUGAGGGGGCAGCUCGAUUAACUCUGGAAACUCUAUCGCUAACCUGUGAUUUUGCAAGAAAAUGGGUGCCCUUUUGCAAGAAAUUCCAAAUUGAGCCUCCAUCUCCUGAGAGUUAUUUCUCACAAAAGGUUGACCAUUUGAAAUACAACCCAUAUCCGACAUUUUCUAAGGAGAGAAGGUUAAUGAAGAGGCGAUAUGAAGAUUUUAAAGCCCAAAUUAAUGGUCUGAUAACCAAGUUCCAAGAUGUACCUUCUGAGGGUUGGACAAUGAAGGAUGGCACUCCAUGGCCUGGAAAUGACAUAAAAAAUCAUCUGGGCAUGAUGCAGAUAAUAAUGGGUCGCGGUGGGCCUCAUGGCAGUGAUACUAGAGCUUUGCCACAAGUAGUUUAUGUGUCUCGGGAAAAACGCCCUGGUUUCCAUCACAACAAUAAGGCGGGUGCCAUGAAUGCCCUGGUCCGAGUGUCAGCUCUUCUUACAAAUGGGACCUACAUUUUGAAUCUGGAUUCUGAUCACUAUAUAAACAACAGCAGAACUUUCCUUGAAGCAAUGUGCUUUUUGAUGGAUCCCAGUAACCAGAAGAUAUGCUUUGUUCAAUUUCCUCAGAGAUUCGAGGGUGUUGAUGCAAAUGAUCGGUAUGGGAGCCACAACACAAUCUUCUAUGAUAUCAACUUGAAGGGUUUCGAUGGAAUACAAGGGCCUUUUUAUCUUGGCACAGGUUGCUUCUUGUACCGGAAAGCUUUAUGUGGUUAUGACCCAUCUUUUGAGCAAAAGAUUCUCAACACAAGAUGGUUGGAUCUUAGAAUGAAGAGGCCAAGUGACAACCAUGGCCAUUAUUUUUCUGAUGCUUCUGAUGAAAGCAGCUCGAGUUUACUCGUUCAGGAACUGAACAGUCUUGAAAGGGAAUUUCCAUCUAGUUUCCAAAGCAUGGAGAUGUGUUUUGGCCAGGCUCCACUUCUUAUUGCAUCAAAUUUUGUUGAUGAUGACAUAUUUUCUUCGUAUGCCACAAUUGAAGAAAUUCUAAGAGCAGCAAUUCAUGUAAUCAGUUGUGAUUAUGAAGACAAGACUGCUUGGGGGAUAGAGGUUGGCUGGAUAUAUGGCUCUCAGACUGGGGAUGUUCUGACUGGUCUGAAGAUGCAUGCUAGAGGAUGGAGAUCUGUAUAUUGUAUGCCAGUUCGUGCCGCCUUUAGAGGAUCAGCACCUAUUAAUCUUUCAGAUCGUCUAACCCAGGUGCUUUUUUGGGCCACUAGCUCUAUUGAAAUUCUUUUCAGUCGGCAUUGUCCAAUCUGGUAUGGAUAUGGUGGUGGGCUUAAGCUGUUGGAGAGAGUUGCUUAUAUAAAUGCCGUCAUAUAUCCCAUUUUUUCCGUUCCCCUGCUGAUUUACUGUGCUUUACCUGCCAUUUGCCAUCUCAGUGGGAAGUCUAUCAUUAGUCCGAUUACUUAUGAGGCAAACAUCUGGUUCAUGCUUGUUGUAUUGUCUAUUUUCGCACAUGGGUUUCUUGAGCUUAGGUGGAGUGGUGUAAGUCUUCAAGAGCGGUGGAGAAAUCAGCAGUUUUGGGUGAUUGCUGGUGUAUCUUCCCAUUUCUUUGCUAUUUUCCAGGGUUUGUUUAAGGUCAUGCUGGGUUUAAAUACAAGGUCAAGCACAUUGAUGAAGACACAUGAUGAGGACAGUGCCAUCGAGUUUUAUAAAUUCAAAUGGACAUCACUUCUGAUCCUGCCAACAACAUUGAUUCUCAUCAACUUGUGGGCUGUUGUUGCAAUGAUCUUUUCAAUAGUUGUCCAUGGCUAUGGGUCUUUUGGCCCACUGUUUGCAAAGCUGUUUUUCUCAUUCUGUGUGAUUGUUCACCUAUACCCAUUCUUGAAGGGAUUAUUAGUUCGGAAGCACAAUAUUCCAACAGUAGUCAUACUAUGGUCUCUAAUUUUAGCAACCCUAUUCUGUCUGCUGUGGGUUCGACUUGAUCCUUUUACCACUAGGUUCCAGGGACCAGAUGCUGAGGCCUGUGGCUAUGAAUGCUGAUUCAAAUGCUUAACUUAGUGUCAGGUUUCACAGCUCAUGGAACACUAAAGCUUCUAACCUGCACUUAGAGGAAGACAGACACAUUUUUUUACCCCACAAAGAUGGCACGAAGGCUGCCUUGCAAUUUGGGAUAUUUUUCAUUUGUUCUUGUUGUCUUCUCUCUGCCACUUGUUGAGCACAUCAAGGCUUUCUGCUCCCCAGACAGGAGCUUCAUUUUCAGGUAUUUCCUGAUGUCUCCUUGGUUAUUUUCCUAGUUUCCUACUGAUGACUCAAAUCUGUACCUGCAUUAAUUUCAGUGCCUGGCAUGUUACUAACACUGUUUACCCCCAAAAAGGCAAGGGAGAAAGAUGUAUUUUGUAUCAGAUAGUCUAGAAAUUGUUUGCCACUUUGUGGAGAGCUCCUUGUAUCUCUGGCUAUCAUACCACUAUGCUGUAUCUUUAACUUAGUAAUUUACCUAAUAAAAUUACAUGGCUCUAGAGGUGUUAUUCA
Vitis vinifera (wine grape) is the source of this 4382-nucleotide messenger RNA. Its product is annotated as probable cellulose synthase A catalytic subunit 8 [UDP-forming]. Lineage: Eukaryota; Viridiplantae; Streptophyta; Magnoliopsida; Vitales; Vitaceae. Bases 1509 to 3893 code for a protein of 794 amino acids. Gene Ontology annotation, molecular function: cellulose synthase (UDP-forming) activity. The transcript is spliced from 12 exons. The record is from RefSeq and is a predicted model, not a curated record. Gene Ontology annotation, biological process: cellulose biosynthetic process; plant-type primary cell wall biogenesis. Gene Ontology annotation, cellular component: trans-Golgi network; plasma membrane.